UGCUCUUGCACCGAGCCUGCGAUGCUGCCGGGGCGAAAAAGAAGGCGGCGGCCUAACGCCGGUGACGAGUCCCGAGAACAGCCCGUGUUAAGUAAAUUCUUCCCGCCGGUGGCAUCUUUGCAGCGCUGCAGCUCCGCUGAGGAGGUGGAAAAGGAAAGCCCUGAGGCCGCUGCUCGGCAUACGGCUACUGAACCUGAUGGCAAAAAGAGAAAACUGAUAAAGAACAAAGAAUAUAUUGACAAGUCCUCGAAGUCUCUACAGUGUAAAAAAGAAGAAAGUAAUACCAUGGGUACACAGAACACAGGGGAAGCAAAGAAAUGCUCUGAAAUAUGCUCAGAAACCUUUGAGAAAUUGAGAGCAUUUAGCCGUUUGGAGCCUCCAAGAAAUAGAGUUCCUUCAGAAGCUUUUCAUGGAAAAGAGUUAGUAGAUCUGAAAAAAUGCCAACAUUCUGUGAUUGGAAUCAAUGAAACAAAUACUUCACAUCCCCCAGAUUUCAAUAAGGGAAGAAAUGUCUAUCAGUUUUUUACCAUGAAUACAAGAUUUGAAAACACCCCAAAUACAUCAGAUACAACUUUUAAAAAACCCACCAAAACUGUAUAUACACCUCUUGAGCUCCAGUUCCUAGAACUAAAAAAGCAGUAUAAGGAUGCUAUUCUAUGUAUUGAGUGUGGUUAUAAGUACAGAUUUUUUGGAGAUGAUGCAGAGAUUGCUGCUAAGGAGCUGAAUAUAUAUUGUCAUAAAAAUCACAACUUUAUGACUGCCAGUAUACCAACGCACAGACUGUUCGUUCAUGUUCACCGUCUUGUAGCAAAGGGAUAUAAGGUAGGAGUAGUAAAGCAAAUGGAAACUGCUGCUUUGAAGGCUGUUGGAGAGAACAAAAGCUCUCUUUUUACCCGAAAACUAACUUCACUGUAUACAAAAUCUACAUUUCUAGGAGAAGAUUUGAAUCCCCUGCUGAAAUUGGAUAAUUCAAUGGAUGCUGAGGAAAUUCCAUCUAAUGUCUGGGAUAAUUAUCUUCUCUGUAUCUCUGAAAAUAAAGAAAAUUUAAACCAAAAGAAUCACAACAUUGUUUUAGGCAUAGUGGCUGUCCAGCCUACUACAGGAGAGGUUCUCUUUGACAGUUUUCAAGAUUCUGUAGCUCGUUCAGAGUUGGAAAAUCUAAUAUUACGCCUGCAGCCAGUUGAGAUUAUUCUUCCUAGAGACGUGUCAGAUCAGACUGAGAAGCUUAUAAGUCGUAUGACUUCUGUAUGUUUACAAGAUGACAGAAUACGAAUUGAAAGAAUGGAAAAGGAACAUUUUGAGUACAGAAGUGCUUUUAAGAUGAUUACAGAUUUCUAUGGUAGUCAAAUACUUGAUGGCACAGGUUCCCAAGCAUUGUCCCAGAUUUUAAAAUUUGAUAAUCCAGUGUUGUGUUCCUUGGCUGCUGUAAUCUUGUAUCUUAAAGAAUUUAAUUUAGAGAAGAUACUUUACAACCCCAGUAAUUUUAAGAAGUUAUCAAGUGGAGAUGAAUAUAUGACACUAAAUGGAGCUACAUUAAAGAAUCUUGAAAUCUUGCGGAAUCAGACUGAUCUGAAAACAAAUGGCAGCCUGUUCUGGAUCUUGGAUCAUACAAAAACUUCAUUUGGACGACGAAAACUAAAGAAGUGGGUGACACAGCCUCUCUUGAAAUCCAGUGAAAUUAAUUCCCGACUUGAUGCAGUGUCUGAAGUUCUCUUCUCAGAAUCAAGUGUUCUUGGUCAAAUCAAGUCUCUUUUAUAUAAGGUUCCAGAUAUUGAGAGAGGAAUUUGUAGUAUUUAUCAUAAAAAGUGUUCUGUUCAAGAAUUCUAUUUGGUAGUAAGCACACUCUCUCAUUUGGAAACAGCAAUCAAAGCACUGGUUCCAGCUAUACGUGCUCAAGUGCGGGCAUCCUUGCUGCAUAAGACCCUCUUGGAAAUUCCUGAAUUGCUUAGUUCAACAAAAAGAUAUUUAAACAUGCUUAAUGAAGAAGCAGCAAAAAUGGGGGACAAAACCAAGCUAUUCAAGGAUCUUGAUGAUUUUCCUUUAAUAAGGAAGAGAAAGGAUGAGAUUCAGGCAAUACUCUGUCAAAUCCAGGAUCACAUUCAGGAUAUACGAAGAACGCUAAAUUCCUCCUCUGUGGAUUAUGUAUCAAUAUCAGGACAAGAGUUUCAGAUUGAAGUUAAAAAUUCAGUUGUAUCUUCUGUACCAUUAGAUUGGAUUAAAGUUAGCAGCACAAAACUUGUGAGCCGUUUCCACACUCCUUUUAUUGUAGAAAAUUACAGAAAGCUAAAUCAGCUACGUGAGCAGCUGGUCCUUGACUGCAAUUCUGAAUGGCUAUGUUUUUUAGAUCAUUUUAACGAGCAUUAUCAUGUACUCUCUCAAGCUGUGGGUCAUCUAGCAACUGUGGACUGUGUUUUUUCCUUGGCUGAGGUUGCCAAACAAGGAGAUUAUUGCAGACCUGUCAUAAAAGAUGAAGGAUCAGAAAUAAUGAUAAAAAAUGGGAAACAUCCCGUAAUAGAUGUGUUACUGGGAGAGCAAGAGCAAUAUGUUCCAAAUGAUACAUUCUUGUCAGAAGAUAGUCAAAGAGUAAUGAUAAUUACUGGACCUAACAUGGGUGGAAAGAGCUCUUAUAUAAAACAAGUUGCUUUGAUUACUCUCAUGGCACAGAUUGGUUCUUAUGUACCAGCUGAAGAAGUGAGAGUUGGUAUUGUGGAUGGUAUAUUCACCAGGUGA
Messenger RNA from Python bivittatus (Burmese python), 2730 nucleotides. NCBI's taxonomy places the organism in Eukaryota, Metazoa, Chordata, Lepidosauria, Squamata, Pythonidae. The record is from RefSeq and is a predicted model, not a curated record.